Corticium candelabrum is the source of this 2323-nucleotide messenger RNA. Its product is annotated as protein-arginine deiminase type-1-like. NCBI's taxonomy places the organism in Eukaryota, Metazoa, Porifera, Homoscleromorpha, Homosclerophorida, Plakinidae. Gene Ontology annotation, molecular function: protein-arginine deiminase activity; calcium ion binding. The transcript is spliced from 8 exons. Gene Ontology annotation, cellular component: cytoplasm. The record is from RefSeq and is a predicted model, not a curated record. The coding region runs from base 237 to 1883 and encodes 548 amino acids.
UACCGUCUGAUGUCGUGACAGUGCGAGUGUCCGGAUCACCUACCUUAAAUAUACGGGAUGCUAAGUCCAACUGUUCCGUCUCGGUGGUGAAAUAUCAGAAUCAGAAAGGAGCGGCAGUGAAGAUCGCUUCGGAUACUCCCAGUUCACGCGAAAACGAUGUACAGGUUGUUUUUCAAUUUUUAAAUUCUUAUGGGAAACCAUUGCUGGUUGGUCAUGUUGCCAUCACAGUCAUUGCCAUGUCAAUUCACUCUGAUGUGACACGAGACGGUGUAGUGAACUACGAUACUACUCUGGACAAAUCAGUCUGGACGUGGGGAACAAGAAAUGAGGGCGGAAUUGGAGCCAUUUUACUUGUCAACAAUGACUGUGAUGGAAAACGUCAACAAAGCGAUUCUGACGAUGCUCGAAUUAAUGGACCUUUGGACUUGGAAGACAUGAGUCGUAUCGGACUGAAGAUGGCAGGACCAGUAAAUUUGCCUCCAAAGUAUCGUCUCGUGCUUCACAGUGAUGGAUCACACAAUCAUGUCAGAGUGUUUGAGUUGAGACAUGGUGGUUAUGAGUCGUCUGAGCUUAUUGGUCCGAGAAACUCGUCGAGGGAUAUAACUCACAUUUGGCGAGGGAACGGCAGGCAGGAGUUGGCUGCUGAGGGUAUUGACUAUCCAGAUAAGGGGUUUGAUGGCUUAGGUUGUAUCAGUAUCUCAGUUGUCGACGACAGGAUGACAAUUUAUCAGGAUCAGUUUGUGUUUCGUGUUGCUCCAUGGAUUAUGACACCCAACACUUUAACACCACGGAUGGUGUUUGUGGCCCGCAUGGUGGACGGUGACAAUACUCAGUUUAUACACAGUUUGAAGAAAUUUACCAGUUCUGCAGGAGUACCUUUGGAAGUUGUUUCUCCUACUAUGAAUAAGAGGGACCGGUGGAUGCAGGACGAAAUCGAGCUAGGUUACUCACAAGCUCCUCAUAAGGGCCUAGACGUUGUUCUUGAUUCUCCUCGUGAUCGCGGCUUAAAGAAGUAUCCAAAGAAACAACUACUGGGACCAGACUUUGGCUAUGUGACUCGAGGCAAGGGAGAUUAUGCUAACUCUUUGGAUUCUUUUGGCAACUUGGAAGUGAGUCCUCCAAUAGAAGGAUAUCCAUUUGGAAGAAUCAUAUUUGGUGGCUCAGCUGACUAUGUCCACGGUAGGAGAAUGAUGAAGGAGGUGAGGGACUUUUUGAUUGCACAGCAAGUGCAGGCUCCCAUUGAAGUGUUUUCUGAUUGGUUGGUUGUUGGUCAUGUGGAUGAAUUCAUGACAUUUGUUCCUGCAGACAAGACAAAGCAUCCAAAGAAAUUCAAACUGCUGCUUGCAAGUCCUGCUGCAUGCUACGCAUUGCUUGAAAGGUUGCACAGCGACGGUCUUGGCGAUUCAAAAAUGUUUGAAGGGAAGACUCGAUGGAAUGGCUGGAAUGCCACAACGACUGCCAAACGACUCCUACAAGACAAACAACUAUGCAAGGACAACACAAGAGUUCAGGAAUAUAUUGACUACAAUCGUACCUUACUGAAACAUCAUCUGAAGCUCGAUGAGUCCGAUAUCAUUGAUAUCCCUGCUCUCUUUGUGUUUGAGCAUGGUGAUCGUGCUGGAGCAUACUUCCCAAAUAUGGUCAACAUGUUGGUGCUCGGUCACCAUCUUGGAAUUCCAAAGCCUUUCGGUCCUCACAUUGGAGGGCAGUGUGCAAUAGAGCAUCACGUCAGUUCACUCUUGAAUCCUUUAGGUCUUGUUUGCCAUUUCAUUGACGACUGGAGUUCGUAUCAUGUGCUGUCAGGAGAGAUCCAUUGUGGUACCAAUACACUACGAAGACCGUUUGAUAUCAAGUGGUGGGAAACGAAAGAAUUGCAGCAGUAAGGCAUGCUAUUACUAUGUGUUUGAUUUCUUGAUUUUUAGUGUAUAUCACAUGCACCUAUGACACAAAGCAAGUCUGGAAUGAUGUUAUAUCUGUUACUUACAUUAGAUUUUGCACUGGCUGUGCACUGAGUACUGUAAUGCCAACAAGUUACAAUGGAAACAUUCUAAAUGAUGUCUAAAUUUAGUUUAGUUCUCCGGCGAUGUGGAGUAGCAGAAAGCUGCUUAGGAUGUCAAAUAGAGAAAGCAGUAAAGUGCUAAACCGUUAGCUGCUACCACUGAUUUUAGCAGGCAACAACACAGAACAGCUACUUCACACGCAAAAAACACACGCGCCACUAGACUGCUAGGUGCACUGCUAAUUAGACAAGCUUCAAACUCAGAGGGCGUGCACGUGGCCGGACAAAUUGACUGGCGCGUGCAUGGGAUUGUUCUAUAGCUAU